AAGGCAGUGGAGAGUAAAGAGGAACUAGCAGAAGGGGCAAGUGAAAUAGCAGAGGUUGAUGCUGGGUUAAAUACACAGUUCAUUGUACCUGAGUUGUCUGUAACUGGAGAGGAUGAUGAAGAGGAAAACUGCUUCAGCACAGCUGUUGCCCAAAAUAAUGGGAAUCUGCAGCAGGUACAGGUGAAAGAUGAAGAUAUGAAGAGAAAUGAUCAGCUUCAAGAAAAUGGUCUGUAUUCUGAUGAUGUCCUGAAGGAAUCCACAGAUGUUUUGGCCUUUUCUCCACUAAUGGAACAGUGGGAAAAACAGUUCUUUCACUAUCAUUUAUGAAGGUGCUCUUCAAACUGAGAACAAAUCUGUCUCAACUGAUGACAUGCAAACUUGUUUGCUUUCUUCUUCUGAUUUGCGUUCAGAUAGUAUAGGUCAUUUAAUGUGUGAAAGAGCAAAGAAUAAGCAUGAGCCAACCUGCCUUUAUGGGAAGGAUAACAAGCUGAAUGAAGCAACAGAUAGCCGUAGCUCAGAGUCAUUUCUGAGCGUGGAGGCCAAGCGCUAUAGAGUAUAUCCUUUCUCUUUGUCUCCAAUAUAUGAAGACGACAGCUCUCAAGAAGAUUUACUUUCCACAGAUGUGUCACCAGAAGGCCACCCAAGUGGAAUAUCUAAAGAUAACACUGACCACGCUUCUGUGCUUUCUCUUCUCCAGUCAGUUUCUGAGCGCUUACAGUUUACUUCUCAGUUCAGUAAAGAGGAGGAGGAAGAGGAAGGAGUGGAGGAGGAGGAUGAGGAUGAAUCAUCAUAUGAAGAAAAUACGCUUAAUGUUGAGAGAGAAGAAAACUGUUUUUCCGGUCAGUGGAAGGGAAAUUUAAAACCAACCCUUCAAUCAAAUGACCAAAAUGGGUCUUUGUUUUCUGAACAAUCACUUUCUCUUUCAAAAGAGCUUGACUCUAAAGAGCAGCCAGAACCGUUUCCAGAUGCAGCUCCCCCCAGUCAAACACCUUGUAAGCCAGUUCCACAGAAAGCUAGUGCUGCUCUAGAGCAUCCUCCUCCAAGUGUGUACUACCAGUACUUGAAAUCUGCCAGCAGUUGCCCCUCUGAGAAGGGAACCAGGUUUGGAAGCCUUCUCCAGGAUAUGUUUCUGCCAAAGAUUCAUUGGUCUCAAGACAACACCAUGCCAAAACUGGGAGAGUUGUCAGCGAACCUCAUUGACAGGGCAAGUCUCAAAUAUAAUCCAAGACCAGGAAAGAUUAUUAUUUAUGAUAUUUAUGGUGACAAAAGUAAACAAGAAGUUCAUUCUGAUGUGCUAGAUGCCACGUCCUGGAUCUUUCCCAUUGGAGCAUUACUGAGGAUAAUUAGAGGAUGUUGGAUUUUUUAUGAGAAACCAAAGUUCCAGGGUCGGAAGUGUGUACUAGAAGAAGGAGAGGUUGUGCUGGAUCACCUUUGGGAUCUCCCAGGCGUGAAACAUCAUCGAAGAAACCUCACAAUUGGUUCAGUGAAGCACGUAACAAAGGACUGUGGCGUUCCAGAGGUAGAGUUCUGCCUGGCAGCUGGUAGUACAGAGGGACUUCCUAUCUGCAUACAGGGUGCAGUUGCCAAUUUAGAAGACCUGGAUGUUGAGAAAAACCCUUAUAUAAAAGUCAAAUCAGGAGUAUGGCUUGCUUACUCAGACUUUAAUUACAAGGGAGAGAUGAAGGUCUUGGAAGAAUGUGAUUCACCAUCUGAAAUCCCUUCAGCAGAUGUAAAAUCUCUGCGUCCCUUAAAAAUGGGUGGACUAAAGGUACAAAUGCCAAUGAAUGUCAAGAUAAUAAUAUAUGAGAAAACCCACUUUGGAGGAUGGUCCAAAGAGUUUUCAGAAAACAUCAGUUCUGUCCCAGCUCUGUUUGGUAAUGAAGAGGAAUUUAAGGAAAUUGGAUCAAUACGUGUAGUUGGUGGAGUAUGGGUUGCCUAUGAUAAGGAGCGUUACAAAGGCCAUCAGUACUUGCUGGAGGAGGGAAAUUACGAAGACAGGCACUCAUGGGGGGGAACUGACAACAUCCUGUCUUUCCGGUUCCUUCAGGCUGAUUUCAUAGAGUCCUCAGUGGCACUUUUUCAGUCUGAUGAUGAAGAUGGGAAAGCAUUAGAUAUCGUCAAUGAAGAAAUCCCUGAUUUGGAGCGGGCUGGAUUUGGUUCAGAGACGAGGUCAAUUCUUGUGAGAAGUGGAGUGUGGGUCGCCUAUCAGCAGAAAUACUUCUGUGGAGAACAGUAUGUGUUGGAGAAAGGAAAAUACAAAUGUUUCUUUGACUGGGGAGGAUCUAGUAAAAUCAUCAUGUCGAUUCGACCCAUUAAGUUGGAACCACUUGGAAUGAACGAGCCUCCGCAUUUGCUCAAAGCUUUCAGUAAUACACAUUUCCAAGGAGCAUGUAUAGAUUUCACAGCAGAAGUUUCUGAUUUUACAUCAUUCAUACCAUGUUCUUUUAAGGUUCUUCGGGGAUGUUGGCUCCUGUAUUACCAAGGGGAAACCACUGACAAUCACUGUGUGCUGGAAGAAGGCCUCUACGUUGACCUCAGUUCCUGUGGCUGCCCGACUGCUACAAUCAAAUCCCUCAAGCCUAUUCAAUACGUUUUUGCUGAGCCCUCCAUCAGUCUGUUCGCUCUGGAAUGCUGCAAGGGUAGAGAGCUGCACUUCAGCGAACCCAUCAAUUCUGUUUUGAAUGAGGACCUUCAUUUUUACACUCAGUCUGUGUGGGUGAGAAGUGGAUUGUGGAUUGCAUAUGAGGGAUGUAAUUUCUUAGGAAAGCAGAUUCUGCUGGAGCCCAGCGAGAUUUCCAACUGGAAUGAGCACAGUGGCUGGAAAGUGAUCGGGUCCCUUCGUCCUGUGAAGCAGCCAGCAGUGUACCUCAGAGUGAAGAACCGAGCCCAAGGCAAAUACCUGACAGUGGCUGGAAGCCUGGCUGAUGUAAGAGCAACAUCAGUGUGUGCAUCCCCAUACAAUGGCAAGAACACCCAGAUCUGGCACUACUGUCGUGGACUCUUCAAAUCCAAGGCUAACAACGCCUGCCUGGAUGUCAUUGGGGGCAGAGACGUGCCUGGGGCCAAAGUGGCACUCUGGGCAGAACAUGGGAAGGACCGGCAAAGGUGGAGACUGAAUGAGGAUGGAACCAUCAGUUCAUACCUUAGUGAACAGCUGGUGCUUGACAUUAAAGGAGGAAGCUACUAUGACAAGAAUCACAUCAUUAUGAAUCAGCUGAUAGACAACAAACAGUCACAAAAAUGGGAUAUUGAAAUAUUGUGAGUAAAACUCACCACACAGAUGGACCUUGUGUGUGUUAUUAACACCUAGAGGGGAAAACCACCCAAACAACUACUGAAGUCACACACCACUGGAGCAUUAAACAGCAACUCCUCUGCUUUCCUUCCUACCAAGCACCAGCUCCUAAAAACAACUGAAUUUUGCACAAAUACAGAAGAUGGGAGGUUGAUAUCAUGUCUUUCUGCAGGGAAGCUGUACUUUAGAGGCCACUCCUGUGAAGGUAACUUACUUUUCAUCUGGAGUAUUAGAAGGAAAAGAGACUUCGUGUAAGUUUUGCAGGACGUGAACUACAAGGGAUAAGAUGGGAAGGCCUCUUCAGAAAUGUUGUCUUUACUUUUCCCUCAAACUGAUGGAAGCUCACUGAAGAAUGAACGCAGCAUGAAAGAGGUUGUGUUGGACUGCUAUGUCUCGAUGUUAGUGGUAGGACUUUGUUUUCAUUUGUUUUAGCAGUACCAAAUUUCCAGGUUCAGGAACUGGUUUUGCUGACCCAUGGCCUGUUUCCAACCAAUGAACUUGUGAGUUAUCACUGAAGAUCACCUUCAACAUGGAUCCAUACCUACCCGUAUCAGAAGAAACGGUCCUGGGUCAGGCUAGACUUCUACAAGGGCUAAGCUGCAUUUAGAGCAGUGAUGAUUUUAAAGUCUAGCCAUAUUUUGGUUUGCUGUAUAUAGAUUAAUUUAAUGUAAUGUAAUUUGGUCUUGAAACCACAUCUUCCUUCAGAAGAGAAUUCCUGGUAGGUAUUUUCAAAGGUGCUAGCAGGCUAUUUCCAAACUUAUUUAAUGUAAAAAGAACAGCAUAACUACAUGUUCACAUACUGUGGCCGAUCAACACCUCAGGCAUCUUAUCCCAAAGGAUAAGGACAUGCUGGCCCUUCCCUCAAUUUCAGCACUGUGCAGUCAGCUUACAAGCUAUCACUUGAGAUAGGCAGCACCAAAUACCUGACUGGAGUGCAGCUGUUGCAGGCUUGAAAAGCAAACAGGGGCAGAACUGCAGACAGCUGCUGAAAACCUGAUGUGAAGUCCCCUUGGUUUACUGGGAACUUCAUUUGGUUUCUGUAUCACUAAAUUAAUCUAUUUCAUUUUAAAAGUAUUUGUUUUUCCUUAUUUGUAUAUUCAGGGUAUGUAUUUCUGUAACUAUUUAAAGAGUUCAGGUUAGCUACAGAUGGAUAUUAUGUUUUCCAAAAGCUGUAACUCUUCCAGUUGUUCAUUCAAACACAAUUCAUCCCCAAACAAAUAAUAUAACCACAUAACCCUAAGUUUGCCACAGAAAUAAAAUGGAUGUCUAUUUUUGUAUGAAAUGAAGUUCUAUAUAGUACUAUUUAAAAAUAAAUCUACUUGCACUUACUAUUUUACAUUCUAAACUUAUCCUAAAUCUGCUGUUUAAGUAACAGAUUUUUCCACUGUCUGUGUAUAUUCUACCAGCUACAGCACUUGUUUAGCCUUUUUUAUGUAAGUAAGUCAGCGUGUCAAGUGUUCUACACGGGACUUACUGUCCAUAUGAAAUUUUAAAAGCCUGUAUAAAAAGGUCUAGCCUUUUAGACCAAGGAUGAUUAAAUUCUCUUUGAUGUGUCAGUGUUAAAUAGCAAAGUAAAAGCAGGGUUUUGUAAGGAAGAGAUCUUGAAUGUAAAAUGCCAAGUGUGUAUAUUUUAAUUGUAUAAAACUUUUUUUAGGAGGAA
This is a messenger RNA of Melopsittacus undulatus (budgerigar), 4955 nucleotides long. It is a transcript of the gene CRYBG3, whose product is annotated as crystallin beta-gamma domain containing 3. Gene Ontology annotation, biological process: lens development in camera-type eye; visual perception. The transcript has 19 exons. Lineage: Eukaryota; Metazoa; Chordata; Aves; Psittaciformes; Psittaculidae. The record is from RefSeq and is a predicted model, not a curated record. Bases 371 to 3262 code for a protein of 963 amino acids. Gene Ontology annotation, molecular function: structural constituent of eye lens.